Molecule: messenger RNA, 1425 nt
Organism: Caenorhabditis remanei
Lineage: Eukaryota; Metazoa; Nematoda; Chromadorea; Rhabditida; Rhabditidae
Exons: 10
Coding region: 1-1425 (474 amino acids)
Molecular function (GO): chloride channel activity
Source: RefSeq, a predicted model, not a curated record
AUGCAGUUUUGUAAUCGACGAUUGGACUACAUUCCCAUCAACUUCAUGCUUGGAUUUUUCGUUACAACGGUCAUAAACAGAUGGAUGACACAAUUUGCGAAUUUAGGCAUGAUUGACAAUAUUGCUUUAUUCACUUCAAUGUAUCUGAAUGGAAAUGACGAGAGAGGAAGAAUAUUAAGAAGAAGUAUUGUUAGAUUCUGCGUAAUGUCUCAAACUAUGGUAUUUCGUGAUAUUCAUAUUGGUGUUCGUAAACGUUUUCCUACCUUGGAAACGAUGGUUGCAGCUGGAAUAAUGACUUCUGCUGAUUUAAAAAAGUACAAUGAAGUGGAGAGCAGAUAUGCAAAAUAUUGGCUGGGAUUCAAUUGGUCAUUCAAUUUAUUGAACGAGGCGAGAAGAGAAGGACGGAUUGAAAGUGCAUAUACACAGAAUGCUAUUGCUGAGGAGAUUCGAACGUUCCGAAGUGGCUUAUCACUGAUUUGGACGUAUGAUUGGGUGCCACUUCCACUUAUGUACCCACAACUUGUAUUCUUGGCUGUUCAUUGUUACUAUCUCGUUUGCUUGGUUUCCAGACAGUUCGUGAUAAACUCAGAUGCUAAAAUGACAACGGAAAUUGAUUUGGGAGUUCCUUUUAUGACAAUUAUUGAGUUUAUAUUCUACAUGGGGUGGUUGAAAGUUGCAAUGGAUCUGUUGAAUCCUUUUGGAGAGGACGAAGAUGAUUUUGACUGCAACUUUUUGAUUGAUAGAAAUUUGACAGUUGCAAUGGGAAUAGUAGAUGACACUCAUGAUGAUGGACCACUUUUGGAGAAAGAUAUGUUCUGGAAUGACACUGUUUCUCCAUUAUAUUCGAAAGCGGCAGCACAAAGAAAUGUCAAUUUCUACUUUGGAAGUGCUACUAAUGCAGACUCACAAAUCCCAGAUGACGUUCGUCAAAUCACGAUGGUUCCUCAUCCAUUCAAUGAAAAACUCGAUCAAAUGUAUGGAAAGAGGACGAAUCGACCACCUGUUGAAAGUGUUGUUGAAUUGAAAAGAGAUCAAAGAUUUUCGAGUGGAAACAACAGAAAACAGACUGUGGAAGGAAGAAUCUCGAAUAAAAUUGGAGCAAUGUUCCAGAAGAGACACUCUAAAUCAUUAACAUUUUCUCCCGAAGGUUUCAACACGAAAGCGCGAGCUUCAACGGAUAUUGAGAAACUUCCAACAUUCAUGACGAAUCAAAAACCAUGUUACAGUAACCCUGACUGUAUUGUGGAAGUUGACGAAGAAGAACAACCGAAGACAUCGGAAGAAACAAAACAAGAACCGCCGAGGAAGAGAGUGAAUAUUUCCAAUAAAAGAGAAAGUGUGAUAUCAAUGGGAAGAUCCAGAUCAUUCAAUCACUUUGGGGAACAUGUAGAUUAUCAUGAUUACUACGAUUUCGAUAAGGAAUAA